Molecule: messenger RNA, 419 nt
Organism: Protopterus annectens (West African lungfish)
Lineage: Eukaryota; Metazoa; Chordata; Ceratodontiformes; Protopteridae
Gene: RPL35A
Product: ribosomal protein L35a
Exons: 6
Coding region: 51-383 (110 amino acids)
Biological process (GO): ribosomal large subunit biogenesis; cytoplasmic translation
Cellular component (GO): ribosome; cytosolic large ribosomal subunit
Molecular function (GO): structural constituent of ribosome
Source: RefSeq, a predicted model, not a curated record
AAGAUAGGAUGUUUAGAUAGUGCCGUCUGUGACUGGCAACUGAAAUUACCAUGAGUGGAAGGUUGUGGUGCAAAGCUGUAUUUUCUGGAUACAAGCGUGGUCUCCGAAACCAGAGGGAGCAUACUGCACUCUUAAAAAUUGAAGGUGUUUAUACACGUGCCGAAACAGAUUUCUACUUGGGCAAGAAAUGUGCAUAUGUCUAUAAAGCUAAGAACAAUACUGUGACUCCAGGAGGCAAACCAAACAAAACGAGAGUUAUCUGGGGCAAGGUAACUCGUCCCCAUGGUAACAGUGGUAUGGUCCGUGCCAAGUUCCGCAGCAACCUCCCCGCAAAAGCUAUGGGACACAGGAUUCGUGUGAUGCUGUAUCCAUCCAGAAUUUAAAAUGCAGUUGUAAAUAAAGUACUUCAAAACAUGGAA